Molecule: messenger RNA, 1483 nt
Organism: Suncus etruscus (white-toothed pygmy shrew)
Lineage: Eukaryota; Metazoa; Chordata; Mammalia; Eulipotyphla; Soricidae
Gene: SLC35A2
Product: solute carrier family 35 member A2
Exons: 5
Coding region: 10-1227 (405 amino acids)
Biological process (GO): pyrimidine nucleotide-sugar transmembrane transport
Cellular component (GO): Golgi membrane
Molecular function (GO): UDP-galactose transmembrane transporter activity
Source: RefSeq, a predicted model, not a curated record
GAUGCCAACAUGGCAACGGUUGGGGCUGGUGGUUCCUCGGCGACGACUGGGCCCGGGGCGGUGUCCACUGAAGCCUUGGAACCUGGGAGCGCUAGUGCAGCUCACCGGCGACUCAAAUACAUCUCUCUAGCUGUGCUGGUGGUCCAGAAUGCCUCCCUCAUCCUCAGCAUCCGCUACGCCCGCACACUGCCUGGGGACCGCUUCUUUGCCACCACUGCUGUGGUCAUGGCUGAAGUGCUCAAAGGUCUCACCUGCCUGGUGCUGCUCUUUGCACAGAAGAGGGGUAAUGUGAAGCAUCUGGUUCUCUUCCUCCAUGAGGCUGUCCUGGUGCAGUAUGUGGACACACUCAAGCUUGCAGUGCCCUCUCUCAUCUACACCUUGCAGAAUAACCUCCAGUAUGUGGCGAUCUCCAAUCUGCCAGCUGCCACUUUCCAGGUGACUUACCAGCUGAAGAUCCUGACCACAGCACUGUUCUCCGUGCUCAUGCUGAACCGCAGCCUCUCCCGCGUGCAGUGGGCCUCCCUGCUGUUGCUUUUCACCGGAGUCGCCAUUGUGCAGGCCCAGCAAGCUGGGGGUGGGGGCCCACGGCCUCUGGACCAGAACCCAGGGGCAGGCCUCGCUGCUGUUGUGGCCUCCUGCCUCUCAUCUGGUUUUGCAGGUGUCUACUUUGAGAAGAUCCUUAAGGGCAGCUCAGGCUCUGUGUGGCUGCGGAAUCUACAACUGGGCCUCUUCGGCACAGCCCUGGGCCUAGUGGGGCUCUGGUGGGCCGAGGGGGCAGCGGUGGCCCGCCGGGGCUUUUUCUUUGGCUAUACACCUGCUGUCUGGGGUGUAGUACUCAACCAGGCCUUUGGCGGCCUGCUGGUGGCUGUCGUGGUCAAGUAUGCUGACAACAUUCUUAAGGGUUUUGCCACGUCCCUGUCCAUUGUGCUUUCAACUGUUGCCUCCAUCCGCCUCUUUGGCUUCCAUGUGGACCCACUGUUUGCCCUGGGCGCUGGGCUGGUCAUUGGGGCCGUCUACCUCUACAGCCUUCCCCGAGGUACAUUCAAAGCCAUAGCUUCUGCCUCCACCUUGGCCACAGCCACAGCCACAGCUGGGCCCUGCACUCAUCAGCAGCCUCCAGGGCAGCCACCACCACCACCAUCUUCCUACCGUGGAGACCUCAGGAUGGAACCCCUUCUUCCCAAGUCAGUGCUGGUGAAGUUGCUCACCAAGGUGAAGGGUUCGUAGCCGCUGGGAUCGACGACGCUAGCCUGGGCUCCGUUCUCUCCUUUGGCCCUGGCCCAGCCACAACCCAACUCUCUGAUCAGUAUUAGUGGUGGGAGAAGGUAGUCAACGACCCACCCACCCCCAUCCAACCCUCAUUUCCCUCCCUAAAGAGUUGAACAAACUUGCUCUGGGAAUGAAAGCCUGGAUAGGACUUAGCUCAGUCUUUACCCCUCCUGUGUACCCUGCUAUCCCCACACACUAUUUCUUAGGGUUUUUU